AGGAUGUCUCGUUUCGAAGCUAAGAAGCCAUCGUUGUGUAAAACUGAACCAUUGACAAGUGAGAGAGUCAGGGCCACACUUUCUGUCUUGAAAGGAGUCCUAGCCUCAUGCUAUGGCCCUUCAGGGAGGCUGAAGCAGCUGCACAAUGGCUUGGGAGGGUGUGUGUGUACAACCUCACAGUCCUCAGCCCUGCUCCGAAACCUUUCAGUCACCCAUCCAGUAUUAAAGGUCCUAACAGCAGCUGUGCAGAAUCAUGUGACCUGCUUCAGUGACUGUGGCUUAUUUACAGCCAUUCUGUGCUGUAACCUGAUUGAAAAUAUUCAGAGAAUAGGCUUGACACCCACGACAGCUAUUAAGUUAAAUAAAUACCUCCUGAGUUUCUGCACUGGUUAUCUCAAGUCUGAAGCCUGUGGCUGUCGAAUCCCAGUUGACUUCAGUAGUACACAUAUCUUCCUGGGCUUGGUACACAGUAUCUUAACCAGCAAACCUGCCUGUAUGCUCACCAGAAAGGAAACUGAUCACAUCAGUGCUUUGAUCUUGAAAGCUUUUUUGCUUACAAUUCCAGAAAGUGCAGAAGACCGAAUCAUUUUAGGGAAAAGUAUAGUUGUUCCUGUAAAGGGCCAAGGAAUUACAGAUUCUACUGUAUUACCUGGACUGCUCAUUGAAAUGUCAGAAGUUCAAUUAAGGAGAUUAUUACCCAUCCAGAAGUCAAGUGCCCUCAAGGUGGCACUCUUCUGUGUGUCUUUAUCCGGAGAUUUUUCUAAUGCUGGAGAAGGAACUGUGGUAGUCCCUUACCAAGUGUCCCUUGAGAAUGCAGUUUUAGAGCAGUUGCUUAAUCUGGGAAGGCAGCUAGUCAGUGACCAUGUAGAUCUUGUCCUGUGCCAAAAAGUUAUACACCCAUCUUUGAAACAGUUCCUCAGUGAGCAUCACGUUAUUGCCAUCGACAGAGUUGGAGUGACUGUGAUGGAACCCCUAAGCAAAGUGACAGGAGCAAUGCCUAUUGGUUCCCUAAACACAAUAGCUUCUUCUACUUACGGAAGUAUAAAAGACGUGUGCUCGGCAAGACUUGGCUCCAAACAUUUUUUCCAUCUUAUUCCUAAUGAGGCAACUGUCUGCAGCUUGCUCCUCUGCGGCAGAAAUGACACUGCCUGGGAGGAGCUGAAGCUCACAUGUCAAACAGCAAUGCAUGCCUUGCAGCUAACAAUCAAGGAACCAUGGGUUUUAUUGGGAGGUGGCUGUGCAGAAACACAUUUGGCUGCUCAUAUCAGACACAAGGUUCAUAAUGAGGCAGAAGACAUUGUCAAAGAGGUUGGUUAUUCUCGAGCAGAACUCCAGAUUGCUGCUGAAGCAUUUUGCAGGGCUCUGGAGUCCGUUGCUGGCUCUUUGGAACACGAUGGCGGUGAAAUCCUCAUUGACAUGAAGUAUGGCCACUUUUGGUCAGGUCAAUCAGAUUCUGCUUCUGUUGUUCACUGGCCAGAUAUGCUGUCACGAUGUGGCUGUGGCUUAUACAACAGCCAGGAAGGACUCAGCUGGUCUUUCUUAAAAAGCACUCAUCAUCCUUUUGCACCACAAACCUGCCUUUCCCAGACAGCUGUGGGCUCAGCCAGCAACCUGACUGUGGACUGUUUCACUGCCAAGCUUAGUGGCCUACAGGUGGCUGUAGAGACAGCCAAUUUGAUUUUAGAUCUUUCAUAUGUCAUUGAAGAUAAAAACUAACAGAAUGGCAUAUUUAUGUUAUGAAACAAGCUAGUUCAGAUGUCUAAGAAAAAAUGGUUAUAUUGUUCUCUCCCAAAAGCCUGUUCUUCAUAGGUGGACAGAUGAUUUAUAAAAGUAUAGACCUACCUACUUAAGGAAGGGUAUGGAUGUUAAAUAGAAAUUUAUAGACUAAUAACCCUUGAUGCCCUUGUAUCAUCACCAUCACCCCACAUUUGGUGUCCUCACCACUCAUUUAUGUUAGGAAGUUUAUAAACACUAAAGAUAGUAUGUCACCUAAGAAUAUCGGAAUUGUCCUUCUACUUUCUUUCCAAGCUGCUCUGAUAAGGGAUCACCCUGAACUUUUCCCGUUGGCGAGAUAGGAGUCUUCAUUUUUUGUCAUAGCCAUUGUUCUUGUGUAUUUAGCUUUUCAUAAAACUUGUUACUUUCUUGAUGUUAUAUUGUUGCUCUCAUUUUAACUGUUAUAAAAAUUUGUUGGGAUGUUUUAAUAAAGUCAUUUGUGUUCCCUAAA
Molecule: messenger RNA, 2224 nt
Organism: Peromyscus californicus insignis
Lineage: Eukaryota; Metazoa; Chordata; Mammalia; Rodentia; Cricetidae
Product: molecular chaperone MKKS
Exons: 4
Coding region: 4-1716 (570 amino acids)
Biological process (GO): cilium assembly; intracellular transport; chaperone-mediated protein complex assembly
Cellular component (GO): kinociliary basal body; nucleus; cytoplasm
Molecular function (GO): ATP binding
Source: RefSeq, a predicted model, not a curated record